Fragaria vesca subsp. vesca is the source of this 507-nucleotide messenger RNA. Its product is annotated as putative ribonuclease H protein At1g65750-like. The transcript has a single exon. The coding region runs from base 1 to 507 and encodes 168 amino acids. The record is from RefSeq and is a predicted model, not a curated record. Lineage: Eukaryota; Viridiplantae; Streptophyta; Magnoliopsida; Rosales; Rosaceae.
AUGGUAAUUUUGUAUAUUUCUUCUUAUGGGCAUGGCAACAAAACCUUAUGGGGAUGUUGUAUUGGUGCUGGGGGUGUGUUAAGAGACAGUAAUGGCAAUUGGAUUUCUGGUUUUGCUGCUAGUUUGGGAAAUGGCUCUGUUCUGGACGCUAAAGCAUGGGGUUUACCCUUGGAUUUAAAGAUGGCUUACACUUCCCAAUGCACUUCGCUCCUUAUUGAAUCUGAUUCUAAUGUUAUUGUUCAAAUGUUGAAGAAAGGGGUUGAUGAUUUGCAUCCUUUAUACAGUGUGCUUGGUAGAUGCAAAUUUUUGAUGGACAAGCUCUUUAUGUGUGAUGUCUCACAUGUGCACAGAGAGAUCAACAUGGUGGCUAAUAUUCUCUCUAAGUCCAGAUUAAGUUCUGAGUUUGGAGUGCAAUAUUUUCAGCAACCUCCUCCACAAGUUGUUAAUGCUGCUCUUGAUGACUUGUGUGAUACUGCUAAGUUUAAGAAUGUCGCUAGAGCUAUCUAG